ACCUUGACUUCAGUUUGGCUUUGACUUUCAACUUGAAAGUGAAGAGGCAACAUUUAAGAGGACCGGCAUUCUAAAUCACGGACGACUACAUACAUACAAGUGCAAUGUGCUGAUAUAUAUAUACUUUUGGUGCAUUAGCAAUAAUAACUCAAGAAACCUUCAAUUUUAACUCUAUUAUGUAUCACGGCUUGUAAUUAACAAAAAUAGUUGCAUAAAAGUGGAAAACAAUUCGGAUAAAAUUAUUUUUUUCAUGGAUUCAGUUUUCAUGCAUUAAUGCGAUUACAGACAAGUACGACAAUUAACUCAAAAGUAAUAUGCAAGAGUAUUACUUGCACGCACAAUAAGUAAUCUUGUGCAUCUGCCAAUAUUGUCGUUGCGAGUGCGUGUACACAGAUGAACAAAAAAGAUAUGACCGGUUGUUAAACAUCCAACAAUCCACACAACAGCGUAAACUCGACUCGAAAACUCUUUAUUCCAAAGGUACGCAGAAUUUGUGAACCCAAAACUUUCUAUUUUCUGUGUGUUAUGUGCAAACAGAAAUGAUCCAAAUUGAUGGUGAAUUUGCUCUUUUGCACCAUAGGAUGAUAGCCUAGAUUAUGUGACGUUGUGCGCAAUUUAUCACACGGACAAGAUAUAGCAGUGUACUUUGUUUGACUAUUUGGAAAUUGGAUUGUUGACUCGAUUUGUUCUUGUUUGUUAGGGAAGUUAAAAUCGCAUUAUCACGAGAUUUGUCAAAUUUCGACGAGUGAAUGGGUUUAUAUACCUGCUGCUGAAUCUCGAUCACCAGAAUUGUCAACUCUCUACAAUCUCUCAUGACGUGAACCUCUCGCCUCUUCCAUUAUCAUCAUGGGCACAAUUCCCGACUGAUACAAUUUUAAGUAAACAGUUUUUUAGAAUAAAUAAUAUAUUUCCUGAAGAAUAGUUGUAAAUAUAAACAAAAGAUUUUGUUCAGUGUGUCGAUAGCACUUCUGUGUGAGUUCAAUAAUAUUUGACAUCUCGUUAUACACAUUUAUCAAACUCGGACCGUUUGCUAUGCAAACAAAUUCGUGGAAUAUUUUAUCAACCCAUCGCACCCAUAAGGAACUGACUAAGCGGACUGCUCAAUCAAUUUGCACCAAACGGAUUCAAAGUAGCGGUCAGGAGACGCUAUACCAAUACAUUCGCCUGCCUUGAUAUGUACGAUUUGGGGUGACCAUGAUUACAUUUAUCUCAGUUCGAACAGAGACCAACAGCAGAGCAGUAGUAAGAAGUUCAACUUUUGCAAAUUCUCAUCUUAAGAGAACCACAAAUGAAUCGCCAAGAGUGAUCAGCAUAAUCUCCCAAUCACUGCAAUACGCAUGCACAUACUUGAUUAACGAGUUUAUGCAUAAAUACCUAUCAAGUUGGGUUGAGUGAACGUGAUUAGUUUUUGUCACUGCACCGCUGGAGCAAUUGAGUCCGUGAGUGAAUCCAUUGAACUUUGUCAACUUGAUUGUUGGGGACUAAAUUGAGUGUGAUCAUGGAGCUAGUCACCGUGAAACUCAUUGUCCUUGCAAUCUCCGGACUGGUGCGAAUAUUUUUCGGAAUGAUCCCUUUCGUCGUAAUAAAAAUAUUAGCAAGGUCCAUCUGGUCCAAAGGGGCAGACAGACGAAUGAAAAAGGUCAUCUCUAUUUUGAUGUUUUUUGGCGGUGGCGUCCUUCUUGCUACAUGCUUUCUACACAUGAUGCCUGAAGUGCGAGAUUCGCUGCGUGAAGCUGAGCCAGAAUUAGAGUUGCCACUUUCGGAGAUAAUUUUUUUAGCCGGAUUUUUCCUAGUCUACAUUAUCGAAGACAUUGUGCAUUCCAUCAUCCAUCAGAGGAGAAGUCGCAAGGCAGAGGCGAAACAGGCCACUGCUUCCACUGACACGAGCAAGAUGGGAAAGCAAAACAAGAGCAGCAAUAUCAAUGCAAAUCAGAGUUUCUCAGGCAGAACGGGUAGGACUGCGGAAGACAAAGGAUUGCAUAAUAAUGAAGAUAUGACAAUUAACGUUGCCACCACUAAUGGCUCUAAUAUUGCAGCUACAGCAUUUAAUGGCACUCCAAAUGCACCACCAAGUGCCACAAACUCACAAGACUCCCUUUCCUUUUUGAGCGUUGAAGCGCAACAUCGAGGACAAGUUGCGUGCUCAAAUCAGUUGCGUGAAACCAAAAAGAUUUUUCGAAAAAACGGUCCCAAUGCUGAUGAGAUUCCGGGAUUAGCAAAGAGUCGCCUUCAAAACGGCAUGGGUGGAAUUACGAAUGCAGGGUUUGUCCCUGAAAAAUUUCAGUACUAUGAUUCCGACUGGUUGAAAGAUAUUGUAAAUAAUGCCAAUUCUGGGAUUAGUCUACCCAGGGGAAGGCGUUCAAUUUGCAGCGAACUUAUUUUCAACGGAGUUUUUGAUGCUCAAAAUAAAUUUGCACAAAAUGAGUCCGAUCAAGAAGCGCAGAAUAAUAUUCACCACAAUAAUCAUCAAGUCGAUUCACCGCAUAGCUCCACAAUUUCGAACAAUAACAAUGCAAGUUUACAUGCCCAACAACACUCUCAGCAUCGAAAUCAUUCCAAGAAGCAACACAAUCACAGUCACAUGCCUAUCGCUUCCGAGAGCGAAAUUGAUCAAUCAAUUGGAGCAGAAAUUCGAAAUAUUUUAAUUGUGAUUGCAAUAUCGUUUCAUGGCAUUUUUGAGGGGAUGGCAAUUGGACUUCAGGGUUCUGAGGCUGAUGUGUGGUAUUUAUUUCUUGCUGUGUCAUUGCAUGAAUGUACAAUUUUGUUUUGUAUUGGAGUGGAACUUAUCUCUUCAAAAACAAAAGUUUUUCGUAUGGUGCUCUACCUACUUGUGGUAUCACUAGUCAGUCCUGUUGGAAUUGGGAUAGGGAUUGUCAUUUCCGAAAGAGAAUAUGGAAAAGUUCUCCACCAGGCCCUCGUUGUUGGCUGUUUUCAAGGUUUGGCAGCUGGAACUUUGCUGUACGUAAUUUUCUUUGAAAUAUUUCAAGAGGAGGGAAAGAAACUUCACAGAAAAUGUUACCACAUUUUGAUCGCAGUAUUGGGAUUUGUACUUAUGGGGAGCUUGGAGUUUAUGGGGGGACAUCAUCACGGAGAGGCAAAUGGGCUGGGAAACAACUGUUCCACAGGCCAUCACGAACACGGAGGCCAUGACGAUCACGAUCAUUAAAGCCCAUCUUGACUGUCUACCUCAAUAAUAUAAAAAUCCAAGCCAUAUUAAAAUCAAGAUUUUAUGUUCACCUCCUUCGCCUUGUAGUGGAGUCUGUGAUGUUUUUAGUUUUUACACUACACACUUUUAUACCGAAUUAACUGGAAUGCAUAAACUUGGACGAAAGUCCGAGUAAAUUAAGGCUCGAAAGAGUCAAGUGAUAGCCUAACCUAAUUUCUGAAGCAUAGCAUGUUAUUUAAAAACUAUGUCUGCCCAUGUUCAAAGUUCACGUUAAAUACGAGGGAGGAUGUACGAACUUAUAUAGAUCCACGUUUUGGUUUACUGGAAUUAUGAUCAUAACAUGACUAUUAAAUCAAGUAAUUGCACAAAUUGUCCUGCUGUCCAAUAUGGAAGCACGCAAUUUUAAGCGCAUUAUAUAUAGCAAACAAACAAAAUAUGUAUGCAAAAACAACAAUAAUUAGCCUUGAGUUUGGUUUAUGUUUGCAUUUAAAUUAUUUUGACCAUUUCACCAAGACUGAAAACUCUCAUUAGAAUAUACUAAAACGAAUCCGUUUUUUUAUUAAAUUACGCGAAUAAAUUGAACACAGAUCGAUUGUGAAUUUUUACCAUUUA
Messenger RNA from Folsomia candida, 3778 nucleotides. RefSeq names its product zinc transporter ZIP3. Gene Ontology annotation, cellular component: plasma membrane. Gene Ontology annotation, molecular function: zinc ion transmembrane transporter activity. The transcript has 7 exons. The record is from RefSeq and is a predicted model, not a curated record. NCBI's taxonomy places the organism in Eukaryota, Metazoa, Arthropoda, Collembola, Entomobryomorpha, Isotomidae. Gene Ontology annotation, biological process: zinc ion transmembrane transport. Bases 1499 to 3166 code for a protein of 555 amino acids.